CACUGCCAGACAAUGGAUGAUUCUCACAAUAUAACAGUUGCUCUUCGUCUUUUGGCUCCUUCUACUAAUGAAUCAGUCAAAGGAGAACCUGGUGAAGUCGUUAGACUGGAGGAAGGAGAUAAGAAAGGAGUUUUAAAAGUAACAAUAGGGGAGCUCCAGCAAGAAGAGAACGAGCCCCACCCAUCACAACAAACAAGCAACUUGAUCUUUGACGAAGUGUACUCCUGCUCUUCUGAGACUAAAGAGCAAGAUAUACACAAGGCAAGAGUCUCUCCGCUCAUUAAUAGUGUUCUUGAGGGAUUCAACGGGACAGUACUAUCACUAGGUAACCAAUCAAUGCUAGGGGAUGCAGUACAGACUCAGAAAGGGCUGAUAAUCAGAGCUGCUAGGCAGAUAUUUAACACAUUGAAAAGGCUCAAGAAAUCCGGUGUAACAGCCAAUCUUGUUGUACCAUGCACCUUUUUAAUGCUCUGUGAUGAGACACUGUACGAUCUCUUUCAUCAGCUCCCUGGAGAUAGGGUAGGAGAAAUAAGAGAGAACAAAGGCCCAGUUUUAGAAAUGAGUGAAUUGCUUGAUUGCAUUACUUCAGAGGCAAAGAGAGUAAAUGGAGUCAAGAAACUAUUGGAGCAUGGGCAGGUCAUGAUGGAAAAGUAUCUGCGAUGUCACAGCUCUGAUUCACUUCGUCACACAGUUUUCACGAUUGGCGUGAAAUAUUCAGAGUUUGGGUCUCUCUUCUCACCAAUCAGUGGUACACUCUCAUUCAUUAGCAUCAGCAAGCCUGACUUGCUUGAUGUGAAUCAAUUAUUGACCAGUCAAGAACUCCCAGCCACUGCCUGUAGCAUUAGAGAUUUCUUUGUCACAAUAAGCACACUCACACAAACCUCAUCAUUACUACCAGGCACACCUGAAUUGACUCACCGAUCAGAAGAAGCAACCUCUGAUGCAUUAAAAGGCUCCAAACUUAAACCUUUAUUAAAAGAUGCACUGGGUGGUAACUGCAAGACACUUUUAAUAUGCAAUUCACCUAGUGUAACACAUUGCAGCAGUCACGAGCAGAUUUUAAGUUCUCUCCAGUUGCUCUCGAAAGCAAGAAACAUUACCAAUAAACCAGACAAGACAGAGCUGGCAAAGAAGGCACUAAUGGAUGCUUACAUGAAAGAGUUAAGGAAGCUCUAUGGGAAUGCCCCUGGUAAAGGAGGAAGGGAAGAGGGGCAGUUAGAUGAGGUGACAAGUGAUAAUAAAGAUGCUGAAUUUGCUGCAAAGGCACUGGCAACAGCUGUCAGAGAAGGAAACGAAUCUGAAGGCAGUGACAGUGAAGAUGAUGAAACUAGCUUAGAUAAAUCAAUUGGUUCUGAGCAUACCAAAUCUGGCUCACAGAAAAAGAUGAAGAGACGUUUUACUCUCAAUAUGUUUGGAACACUGGAGUCAUCAGGCCCCCAGGAGACAACCUCGGAGGAUCUCACAAUAGAAGCAUUAGUAUCUGUAAUCCAAGAACCUGACAAAGGAGUACCAAGGGCAUUGACUGGAGCUUUGGAAGAUGUUAAAAUACACAGAGGUAAAGGAGCUGUUUUUUCUGGUGCAGAUAUCGUGACGUGGCUAGUAAAGAAUAUUGCUGGCGUUGAAAAUGAGGAAGAUGCUGAGAAAAUCGGUCAGAUUUUGCUAGACAAAGGAGCAAUUUUUCAUUCAGAAGGAGCAAGUGUAUUUUUCAAUUCAUCGUACCUCUUCUAUUAUGCAAGAGAGGCCCGUCAACUUGCUAAGCCAUUAACCCAAGAGGAAAUACAAGCACUUUUAGGUCAUGGAAGUAAGGGCCCAAAGGAACAAACGCUAACCGCCGAUCAAAGCAAUCGCAACAAAGGGAAUGAUCUUAAAUCCCCAGAAAGAGAGCAGUUCUUUAAUGUUGAGGAUACUAUUAAGCCUAUGAGCCAGAAGCUUCAACCAAUUCAUAUAUCAUCUCCAACAUCUCCUUCUCAGCCAAUAUCAGGUCCGCAUCUGCUACCUCCACUUCAAAAGUCAAAUAGCAUCAUAGAAGAGAAUGAUCCUGAACCUUCUACACUCACUGCUACACUUGUUCCUCAAAAAUUGGUGGAUUCUACUGGCUACAGUAACACGGAAGAGCCUGAUUUCCCAUCAGUAGAAGCAACACUUGUUCCACAAGCUGCCCAGCAGCCUACAUCAGAUGGACAACUAACUACAGAAGAUACAGCUUCAAGUCAUGAACAUCAAAGAAAUCAAGAACCAGAUGACAAUUAUGAUUAUCUAGAUGAUGAAAAUGCAGAUCCUAAGACACCAUCGAAUGAAACAGCUCCAAAUUUAAAAGCUUUUGAAAGAGUCCCAGAUUUACAAACAUUGGAAAGUUGUAGUGAUUAUCCACAUCCUUUACAUUAUCAAGCAGCGACAAAGAACGAUGCUGGUGUCAUAAAACACCUCAUUCACUGGUAUGGGGUGGACCAACUUGACGAUAGACACAGGACUCCGCUAAUGUUUGCUGCACUGGGCAACAAAGCUACUUCAUGCCGAACGUUACUGGAGUACGGGUCUGUUCCAGACAACAGAGAUAAAAGUGGCUUGACAGCUGUUCACAUUGCUUGCUAUCAUGGGCAUAAAGAAGCACUGGCAGUACUUGCCAGUAAAGGAGCCAACGUUGCAAUAAAAGACAAAAUGUUGCACAGUGCAUUUCAUUGGAGUGUUGUACCUCCUACUACACACUGUCUAAAAAUAGUUUUAAGAUACUCACAUAAACACAAUCUUGAAAGAGAAGAAGACAAAAAUGGUUUGACUCCUAUCCACUGGGCAAUUUUUUAUGAUCAUCCAGAGCAUUUGAAGCUGCUUUUACAAAGGUGUACUGACCUAACAAGGGUUGACAAAUGUGGACGAAAUUUUGCUAUUUAUGCCAUUCAAAACGAAAGGCUUCAAUGCCUUGAAUGCCUAUUAAAAGCUUGUCCAGUAUUUGCAGUACAUUCAGACAAGCACAAAUUGACUGCACUCCAUCAUGCUAGUGCUCUACCAUCAGCUACAUACCUACAAGCCUUACUCAACUCAAUGACAAUAGGCAAAGGACAGCAGGUUUCCCUUGACAUUCAGGACCAAUAUGGAAGGACACCAGUUCAUUAUGCUGCUUUAUAUGGUCAUAGCGAAAUAUUGAAUUUAUUAUUGAAGUAUAGUGCUGAUCGGAAUCCUAAAGACUCUUCUGGAAGGACUCCUCUUCAAUUGCGUAAAGCCUUUGGAAUGGAAGAGAACAGAGAUAUUGCUGAGUUAUUGGAAAGAGAGCUUACAGAUGGUGAUAAACAAAACAGGGAAGAGUCUGCUGUGUGUAUUAUAAUAUAAAAAUAAUAUUAAUAACUGGACAAUAAGCU
Messenger RNA from Amphimedon queenslandica, 3353 nucleotides. RefSeq lists its product as uncharacterized. The coding region runs from base 13 to 3324 and encodes 1103 amino acids. Gene Ontology annotation, molecular function: microtubule binding; ATP binding; microtubule motor activity. The transcript has 15 exons. The record is from RefSeq and is a predicted model, not a curated record. NCBI's taxonomy places the organism in Eukaryota, Metazoa, Porifera, Demospongiae, Haplosclerida, Niphatidae. Gene Ontology annotation, biological process: microtubule-based movement; intracellular signal transduction.